Molecule: messenger RNA, 2861 nt
Organism: Apis cerana (Asiatic honeybee)
Lineage: Eukaryota; Metazoa; Arthropoda; Insecta; Hymenoptera; Apidae
Product: coiled-coil domain-containing protein 63
Source: RefSeq, a predicted model, not a curated record
UGUCGCCUCCUUUCUCGAAAUUCUCGUCUCGUUUCACCGCGCUCGCGUCAUUCGUCGAAUUUUAAAAAGAUUGGCGAUGAUUCACCGGCCGAACGAAACUCUCGCCUACUUCUCUCAGGUUCACCAGUGUAUAACUGCGGUGUGACUCGAGACUUACGAGGAUCCGUACGAGGUGAAAGGUUUGGCUGUUUCGUAACAAAAUCUUCGACACUUUCAUUAUCCCGGACAUCGAAAUCGUUGCAGAAACGUUGUCACGAAUCUUUUCUUUUCUCCGAUUAUUCGAUAAUUCGCUCCGUCUGCAUUUUCAGAGAUUAAAUUGUAACCACAAAUAUCGUGUUAUGAUCGUAAUCGAGUGAUCAAAUUCUACUUUAACGAUAAAGUAAUCUGAUUUAUCGAUUGGCUUCCACCUAAAAUCGAUAACGAAUUAAUUAAACGCGACGCAUUUUGAUUGAUUUCGCAACAAUUACCAGGAACAUUCGAAUUCCAAUUAGAAUUAUCGUUAAUAGUCGACGUUUGAUGCGUUUUCACGAAAAAAUUUUAAUUUGGAUCCGCGCGACGGUGGUGUAUAGUUUUGCGGUACGAAUCGCGAUUGAGAAGGUAGCCGUAAUGCAGGCCUGUACGUAACAAUCGCAACGGUUCGAUGUCAGUGGGGUUUAUCGAGCUAGAAGGUACGGCCUUGGUCUCCCGUGGUUAUUCAUCGACCUAUCGUCCGUACAGCCACGUUACUGCUCGAUCGUUCAAAAAUUGUCAGAGACUGGGGAAUUAUUAUCGUCAGAAUCAAAUCAUUAAAUUUAUCUUCGUAAUCUCGAGCAUGAAUUCGCACGCGUUAAAUUUAUUAAAAACGAUAUCGAUCGUUUCGCUCGUUAAUUUUAAUUUCGAAUAUCGCAAAAUGUUUUUUUUUUCCCUUCUUUUUAACAUACGUCGAUAUAUAUAUAUAACGGAUUAACGCGAUGAUCGAUACAACUCGACGCAAUUCAAUUCAUACCUGGAAAUUUGACAAGCAUUCUAUGGAAUGUUUGAUACAGUAAUGUCGCUGAGUCAAUGCCAUGAGCUUUAACAAUGCCCAUUAGAGGCUAUAUAAUAUACACAACAAUUUUAUUGUCAUCCUCUCUUGUGAAAUAACCUUUAUCUUUUCCGGUUUUAACUUAAACGGUCGAAGCCCCACCGAUUGUAUCCGCCUCGAGGUGGCUAAACUCUCUUCUCGAAUGCGCAAAGAAAAAGAGGAAAAAAAAAAAGGAAAGAAGUGGAAAGACGAGAUAAGUGCAUGCACGGAGAGGAUACGGCAAAAGGGACAAAGCACGGAGGACUGAAAGGCAAACACGUGUGUGAUGCGUACAGGAGACGCACGUUUUUUUUCAUAAGGUUAUAAUUAAAAAAAAUAAAGCUUAAAAAUGGCUCGUAAAACCAUGCAACACAUACUCGACGAGACUGAGCUUGAGACGAUAGCUCAAAAUGAACUUUCAAGAUUAAAAAGACAAUUUAGGAUAAUGGAAAAUGAUCGAAGUAUUUGUGCAGAGGAUGCAAAAUUACAACUUCGUAAACAAAUAAAUAUGAUUAAUCGUUUGGAAUACGAAAAGGCAGAACUUGUUCUUCGUAUUAAAACUGCCAGUGCAAAAACGUUUACUCGUAAAGAAGAAAAAAUGGAAGAAAAGCUAAAAUGUGUUUUAACAUCGCAAACACAAUAUGAUGAAAUGAUAAAGAAUGAAAAGCAGGAAAUAGAAGAAGUCAAUGUUGAAAUUCGCAAGUUAUCAAAAGAAAUAGAAACCAUAAGGAGAAAAAUUAAAACAGACGUUCAAUUAAAAGAAAUGUACAUACGAGAUGAAAAUAUAGUUUAUAUGUUAGAAAAUCGGCUUGAAGUAGCAACAAAAAGAUUUAACAUUGCUGUUGCUAUUAAUACAAAACUUCGAGAUGAAAUUGAAGAUAAACUCAAAGAAAGAUUGCAUUUUACAACACUUUGGAAUAAAUUAAUUAAUCAAUUAAACACUGGAAAGCAAAUUAUAAAUGAUUUAGUAGAACAAGCUACUAUCGCGUUCAAUCAAAGGGAUGAAGAAUUAAAUAAGAUUCAAGCUCUUCGUGAAAGGGGAUUAAGAGACUUAAGAAAUCAUAUCUCAGAAAUGUGUGAAUUACAAAGAACAAUGGAUAAUGAAAUGAAAUUACAAGAAUUUCUUGGUAUAAAAGGACAACAUCGUGAAAUGAGCGAUUUAAAUGAAAAACGUGCAGCUGAAAGAAAAGCUUCAAUGGAAUAUAAACAAUCCAAGAUUGAAACUUAUAAGAAUAUUUUACAUACGAUUAAAGAAUUUAUUGGUGAACAGAAUAAUGAUAAACUUAUAGCAAAAUUUAUCAAGCAAGAGGAAGAAAACUUUGCCUUGUUCAGUUAUGUAAAUGAAUUAAACGAUGAAUUGGAAAGUCUUAAUUCGAGAAUUGAUCAAUUAACAAUAGCUAUACAAGAAGCACAAACUUUAAAUGACCGUAUUAGUUACGAACAAACUCAGACAUUAGAGCAGCUCAAAACAGAACUUGAAGAACAAACCGCACUUGCUGAUGCGGCUGAAGAAAAUCUGGCACAGUGUGAUGAUGUUCUAGAAAAAUUAUUAAAAGGGAUAGAUUCUCUAUUUAAAGCAAUUCGUUGUGAUAAUUCUCCAAUUUUACGAUUAUUGGGCGAUAAUGAACAGAUAACGAUGAGUAAUGUAAUGCUAUAUUUAGGAAUUAUUGAAAAACAAAUUACACAAAUGUUCCACAAAGUAUAUUGGCUGGAUAGAGCUACGAAAACGCAACAAUUGCGAAUUGAUGAAGAAAGAAGACCUAGAUUGAAAGUGCCUCCUAUUGAAUAUAUUGCUCCCACUCAACCUUGUGCCUUGUAA